Molecule: messenger RNA, 840 nt
Organism: Wyeomyia smithii (pitcher-plant mosquito)
Lineage: Eukaryota; Metazoa; Arthropoda; Insecta; Diptera; Culicidae
Exons: 2
Coding region: 213-806 (197 amino acids)
Source: RefSeq, a predicted model, not a curated record
AAAACUGUCGCUCAUUUCACGCCGGUUUAGAUUGGAUCUUAAAGAUAAAAUAUCAAAAUUAUUGAUAUUAAUCAACGGUUUUAGUAGUUCGUGUAACUUCCAGGUGUACAUUCUAUUGGCAGGUCGAUAAUUUAGAGUGGACCACGCUCAUUGAAUACAAAAUACAGAUAACUGGAAUAGACCUUUCAGGCUUUCUAUUAGUUACUAAUCAAAUGGAGAAUCUAGAGAGCCCAUCACCUAAGACCGUACCCCCUCUAAGAAUCAAAAACGUUCGUUCGUUGCAAACAUUUCCGGUAUCUGAUGAAUCCGGUUCCGAGUCUAGUUCAGACAAUCAAAAUCUGAUGAUAGACGAAGUUUACGAAAUAAGUGCAUCCGAAGCAGAUGAAUCAGAAAACCGUGUAGCGGAAAGUGAUAAGGUCGGAUACGAUGCUGAUCGAAGUUCACGGUUAUCUUCAAAUAGGCAAUCGACAAACAGCAAUGAUAGCUCUGCGCAGCAGCCGCUUCCGAUGUACUCAUCGCAAACCGCUCAAAAUUCCAAGGCAAGUAGACGGAAGAGUCAUCACGUACCAAAACAGGUCGAUGAUGUUGUUUUUGAAGAAACUACGAUUCUCUCUGUACCAAAUGAUAAUAGUGCAGAACCGUCGAACGAUUCUAACAAAAAUCUGAUGAAACAUAUCGCAAUGCUGAAAAGCUGUAUCAACUACGUGCUGGAACAGCAAGACUUUAAACCGAUAGUUUUUAAGCAUAACUUGGAAAAAGUUUCCAAACUAAUAGAUCAAUACAACCAAAUGAAAAGUAGUAGGUAAGGUUCAUGAAUAAAGCAUAUUUAAACAAUGAAAA